GAGAAGGAAACCAUACAUCAAAUUGUAAAGUUGAUUGUACAGGAGACCACAUCAGAGAAGGAAACCAUACAUCCAACUGUGCAGUUGAUUGUACAGAAGAUCAUAUCAGAGAAGGAAACCACUCAUCCAACUGUAAAGAUGAUUGUACAAAAGACCACGUGAGAGAAGGAAACCAUUCUUCCAAUUGUAAAGAUGAUUGUACAGAAGACCACAUCAGAGAAGGAAACCAUACAUCCAACUGUGCAGUUGAUUGUACAGAAGAUCAUAUCAGAGAAGGAAACCACUCAUCCCACUGUAAAGAUGAUUGUACAGAAGACCAUAUCAGGGAAGGAAACCGAUCAUCCAAAUGUGAAGUUGAUUGUACAGAAGACCAUAUAAGGGAAGGAAGCCAUUCAUCCAACUGUGCAGAUGAUUGUACAGAAGACCAUAUCAGAGAAGGAAAUCAUUCAUCCAACUGCGGAGUUGAUUGUACAGAAGACCAUAUAAAGGAAGGAAAUCAUUCAUCCAACUGUAAAAUUGAUUGUACAGAAGACCAUAUCAGAGAAGGAAACCAUUCAUCCAACUGUGCAGUUGAUUGUACAGAAGACCACAUGAGAGAAGGAAACCAUUCAUCGAACUGUGCAGUUGAUUGUACAGAAGACCAUAUCAGAGGAAGAAACCAUACAUCCAACUGUGCAGUUGAUUGUACAGAAGACCAUAUCAGAGAAGGAAACCACUCAUCCAACUGUGCAGUUGAUUGUACAGAAGACCAUAUCAGAGAAGGAAACCACUCAUCCAACUGUAAAGAUGAUUGUACAGAAGACCAUAUCAGAGAAGGAAACCAUUCAUCCAAUUGUAAAGUUGAUUCUACAGAAGACCAUAUCAGAGAAGGAAACCAUUCAUCCAACUGUGCAGUUGAUUGUACAGAAGACCAUAUCAGAGAAGGAAACCACUCAUCCAACUGUAAAGAUGAUUGUACUAAAUACCAUUUCAGAGAAGGAAACCAUUCAUCCAACUGUAAAGAUGAUUGUACAGAAGACCAUAUCAGGGAAGGAAACCACUCAUCAAAAGGUGACGUUGAUUGUACAGAAGACCAUAUCAGAAAAGGAAACCAUUCAUCGAACUGUGCAGUUGAUUGUACAGGAGACCAUAUCAGAGAAGGAAACCAUUCAU
Owenia fusiformis is the source of this 1152-nucleotide messenger RNA. Lineage: Eukaryota; Metazoa; Annelida; Polychaeta; Sabellida; Oweniidae. The record is from the annotation of a GenBank genome assembly.